Sander lucioperca (pikeperch) is the source of this 3793-nucleotide messenger RNA. RefSeq names its product ATP-binding cassette, sub-family D (ALD), member 3a (gene abcd3a). Bases 115 to 2091 code for a protein of 658 amino acids. Gene Ontology annotation, biological process: fatty acid beta-oxidation; very long-chain fatty acid catabolic process; peroxisome organization. The record is from RefSeq and is a predicted model, not a curated record. Gene Ontology annotation, cellular component: peroxisome; peroxisomal membrane. NCBI's taxonomy places the organism in Eukaryota, Metazoa, Chordata, Actinopteri, Perciformes, Percidae. The transcript has 23 exons. Gene Ontology annotation, molecular function: ATP hydrolysis activity; ABC-type transporter activity; ATP binding.
UGAAGAAAAACGGAGAAGAAGAAAUGGCGUGAGACUCCCAGAAUGCCAUUGGUUGAACUGUAGCAAACUCGAGUAAACCAACCCACCAACGGGACGGGUCGUUGUGUCGGAAACAUGGCGACUUUCAGUAAAUAUCUGACAGCGAAAAACUCCUCAAUAGCAGGCGGUGUUUUGCUGGUUUUGUACCUGCUGAAACACAGAAGACGGACGCUCAAACGGGACGGUAAAAAAGAAGGCUCCGAUCUAGUACUGAACAAUGAGAAAGAUGGCAAAAAAGACCGUGCAGCAGUGGACAAGGUUUUCUUCCUCCGAGUCUUCCGGAUUGUGCGGAUCAUGGUACCUCGACUUUUCUGCAAGGAGACUGGCUACCUUAUCCUUAUCGCUGCCAUGUUGGUGGCCAGGACCUACUGUGACGUAUGGAUGAUCCAGAACGGCACCAUGAUCGAAAGUGGUAUUAUAGGCAGAGACAUCAAUCUAUUCAAGAAGCACUUUUAUUCCUACAUAUCAGUCAUACCGGGGAUAGCCUUGGUGAACAACUUCCUGAAGUUGGGUCUAUACGAGCUGAAGCUGAGGUUCCGGGAGAGGCUCACUAAGCACUUGUACGACCAGUACCUGGAGGGUUUCACCUACUACAAAAUGGGAAACCUGGACAACCGGAUAGCCAAUGCAGACCAGCUACUGACACAGGAUGUGGAGAAAUUCUGCAACAGUGUGGUGGACCUUUACUCGAACCUCAGCAAGCCUCUGUUGGAUAUCGGUCUGUACAUCUUCAAGCUGACAAGUGCCAUCGGUGCUCAGGGCCCAGCCAUCAUGAUGACCUACCUACUGGUCUCAGGACUGUUCCUGACCAGACUGAGAAGGCCCAUUGGCAAGAUGACUGUCACCGAGCAACGGUACGAGGGAGAGUACCGCUACGUCAACUCUCGCCUCAUCACCAAUAGUGAAGAGAUUGCCUUCUACAAUGGGAACAUGAGGGAAAAACAGACCAUUCACAGCACCUUCAAGAAACUGGUGGACCACUUGCAUAACUUUAUCUUCUUUCGCUUCUCCAUGGGAUUUGUGGACAGCAUAAUUGCCAAGUACCUGGCCACUGUAGUAGGCUACCUGGUGGUCAGCCGGCCAUUCCUAAGCGUGUCACACCCCCGACACCUGCACAGCACACACUCUGAGCUGCUGGAGGACUACUACCAGAGUGGGAGGAUGCUCCUGAGAAUGUCCCAGGCCCUGGGCAGGAUUGUACUGGCUGGCCGAGAGAUGACCCGCCUCUCAGGAUUCACAUCUCGUAUCACUGAACUGAUGAAAGUCCUGAAGGAGCUGAAUGCUGGCAAAUAUGAACGUACCAUGGUCUCCCAGGAGAAGGAAUCAGGCAGUGCCGAGAAACUCGUACUGGUGCCCGGAAGUGGUCAAGUUACCAACAGAGAUAACAUCAUCAAGUUUGACCAUACCCCACUAGCAACACCCAAUGGAGACAUUUUGAUCAGAGAUCUCACAUUUGAGGUGAGGUCUGGCACCAAUGUUCUUGUGUGUGGACCAAACGGCUGUGGAAAGAGCUCUCUGUUCAGAGUGCUCGGAGAGCUGUGGCCUCUGUUUGGAGGACACCUGACAAAACCGGAGAGAGGGAAACUCUUCUAUGUUCCACAGAGGCCCUACAUGACUCUGGGUUCUCUGAGGGACCAAGUCAUUUACCCUGACACCUACGAAGAUCAGAGGAGGAAAGGCAUCUCUGAUCAGGUAUUGAAGGAGUACCUGGACAACGUUCAGCUGGGCCACAUCCUGGAGAGGGAGGGCAACUGGGACACAGUCCAGGACUGGAUGGAUGUCCUCAGUGGAGGGGAGAAGCAGAGGAUGGCUAUGGCCAGACUGUUCUACCACAAGCCCCAGUUUGCCAUUCUGGAUGAGUGCACCAGUGCAGUGAGUGUCGAUGUGGAGGAUUUCAUCUACAGCCACUGCAGGACGGUGGGAAUCUCCUUGUUCACAGUGUCCCAUAGAAAGUCUCUGUGGAAGCACCACGAGUUUUACCUCCACAUGGACGGUAGAGGGAACUACGAGUUCAAACCUAUCACAGAGGAAACGGUGGAGUUUGGCUCGUAACUGAUUGCCGAUGUCAGUCACCAAUGCACUGCUCUGAUAAAAACCAGUCGACUAAUUCUUUGCACUCAAGACAGAAGUUAUAGCUAAAACUAGAACAUAAUGUUUUCAAUCAUUUGUCUCCGUUAUCACCUUGUUUCCUCAAUGUUAUCCGUUAUUUAAAUCACCACCUUAGUCCUGUCUAAUCAUUUAUUUGUUCAGUGCGAUUGUAAAAAGAAAAAACAAAACUAUUUUGUAAUUUAUAUUGCCAACUUCUAGGUUGUUUUACACACACAAGACAUGUUUGAGUGAAGGUAGAAAUAUACCAUACUGUUUUUAUCAUCUCUUAUAACAGUGACAGAGGUUAGCCUGUAGAGAUAAGCUAGGUACCACAGUGAACUAUGGGGCAGCGUGUCCCACUGUCAGCUGUCCUGCACAGAAUAAAACGGAGGGUUGUAUGCACACCGUGAUGCUCCUGGCUGUCCUGUAGCUCAACUCUCCACAGCUGACAGAAGCUAAGAGCGGUGGAGGCCUGUUCUCUUGAUAUCUUAAAAUAACAAUGUGAGUUUUGGCUUUUUUUUUUUUAUUAUUCCAAUUAUAUUAAAUAUAAUUAUUUCCAAGGAAACUGUUAAUCAUCUUCUCACCUCCAAGUAUCAAGCUAUUAUCAUACGAUUACAACCAGGGCUUUACAUUGACACCUGCCAAUCCACGAAAUGCGGGGUACAAAUUAAUUUUGGCAGGUAAGAUUGUAAAGUUACUAGCCAUUUUGGCCGGUGAUGAAUGAAGGGAACAACUCUGUCUGUUUGAAUCGGCUGGCUGCAGAAAUGUUUUCCCACAAGAAAUUUGGGCUGCUUUCUGUGUCUUUGGCUUGGAAAAUCUUUAUCUGGCAACACUGCUUGUAAAACUAAUCCUACAUUUCCCAUGAACACCAUGUCCUGACGUGUCAAUAAACCGUUGGCUACGUGCCUAGCGUACGCGGUAUUCAUUACGAACUACGUUGAAAAGGACAAGACGAACGGAACGACGGCAAACAAAUCAAAGGAGCUGAAAUUCAAGGGAAGUCAGUUAGGAAAAAAACAACGUGGCUAGUGGCAAAUCUCAUUGGCUGGUAACUUUAAAAAUCUACUAGCCGUGUUGGCUGGUGAUCAAAAAAGCUGAUUUAAAGCCCCAGUUACAACAUAGUCCAAAGUUAGUCAUUGGGGCCUAAUUGCUUCCUCCUCUGUCAUUUUAGCUCUGCUCAUUCCUGGCUUUUUUUCUCGAGGCGAAUGCAGUGAAAGCCUAAAGAAGAAUCUAGAAAACAAGUAUGAUAUAUCCAGUAAUAAUUUAAAUCAGUGUUGGGAAAACUGGCUUUAAAUUAAAACUAAAAAGACUUAACAUGAGUCACCAUUGGUUAUCUCGAGAUAAAGUAAUAAUGAAGCUGUGAUCACAUCUGUGAUGUUAAAGGGCCUAAAACAUAAAAGUCAACCACUGCUUGCUGUUCUCAGCUUCUGUAGCUACAGGACAGAACAGUGCUCACUAGAACUGAAUGAACUUUUUCAGAGGCAACUCCAGACCCAGCUGGUUUUGAGGGCUUUUCAAGUGCUGACAUAACAACAUGGCAGCAAGUCUCUUGAGUAAACUGACAGCAACUGACAGCAAUCUGGUGGAAGGGCAGCUGCUUUCUGUCUGACUGAGAGGGAACAGGAACAUCUUAUUCACUCAGGCCUUCAGGCUUCAUUUACAUUGC